AUGGCCGAUGCGCAAGCUCCCGUCGUCGACAAAGUCGACCAGCCUUCAGUCCCGGUUGUCUCGAGCACCAGCGACAAUGCGCCGCCCAAGGACCCCGUGGCGGACAGCUUGGGCGUGAAGCCCAGCGAAGAGAAGCCGGCUGAGCAGGCCCCAGCGGCCGUGGACCCCACUCCGUCCAAGCUCGAGGCUCCAGCUGCCGAGACUGCUCCCGUUCAGCCCACGGAGGCGCAGUCCAAACCCGCAGAGGAAAGUUCCGAGCCGGCCAAAUUGACGGAGCCCGCCGCGGAGGCCAAGCCCGUGGAGCCUGCCAGCGGCGCGGAGUCCAAGACAGUCCCGGAGUGGACGAGCGCGCUGCAGAGCGAGUCCAAGCCCCCGGCUCCUGAGCCCGCCGAGCAGGUGAAUGCCCCAGCGCCUGCCGAGCCCGCCAAGGACGAGCCCGUCAAGGACAGCAUCAUCCCGCCGGCGGCCGAGGAGAAGCCUGCCGAGACUAAGCCGGAGACGACCGCCACUCUGAAUGGAGGCUCCAAGGACGUCGAGAUGAAGGACGCCCCGGAACCGGCUGAGAACCUGAACGCUCCAGCGCCCGACACUGCCGAGAAACCAUCCAUUCCUGCGGCUACGGAGCCAGUCGCCGCCGACAAGCGCAAGGCUGAGACCAACGGCGACGAGCCUAAGGGCAAAAAGCAAAAGACCGGCAUUGCUGAUGCCGUCUCGUCGGUUGUCGAGUCAGCAAAGGAGACCGUUACCAAGGCCACUAACGGACCGUCUCGAAAGGACAGCAAGAAGGGUAAGAAGGAUCCGGCCCCCAUCGGCAAAACGCUUCGAAAGACUCGCAGCCAGGGCCCAGUUGAGACCUAA
Molecule: messenger RNA, 858 nt
Organism: Phaeoacremonium minimum UCRPA7
Lineage: Eukaryota; Fungi; Ascomycota; Sordariomycetes; Togniniales; Togniniaceae
Exons: 2
Coding region: 1-858 (285 amino acids)
Source: RefSeq, a predicted model, not a curated record